AUUACCUGGCAGUAGUGAGGUGAGCAGAUGCUUGCACACAGAGAGUGACUCAGUUUCACUAUGAAUUAGUGCUGUAGCCUGUGAUUGUCCCACACACUGUGAGAAUGUGGCCCUACUUGGAGUCUGAGGACUUCAGUGUCCUUCCCCCGGACCAGAAUCGCCGGUUCAACCCUGCCUUCAACAUGGCUUCUCUGAAGCAGGUCGUCAACGAUGUUGUCGAAAGAGUGCGUACUCCCACACCGAUGAGGCUGCGUGACCUGAUACGUCAGAUACGUGCCGCACGCACAGCGGCAGAAGAGCGCGCUGUCAUCAACAAGGAGUGUGCAUACAUACGCAGCACAUUCCGUGAGGAGGACAGCGUAUGGCGUUGUCGUAACAUAGCCAAGCUGCUCUACAUACACAUGCUGGGCUAUAAGGCACACUUCGGGCAGUUGGAGUGCCUGAAGCUGAUCGCAUCGUCACGGUUCACGGACAAGCGGAUCGGUUACCUGGGCGCCAUGCUGCUGCUAGACGAGAGACAGGACGUCCAUCUGCUCAUCACCAACAGUCUCAAGAAUGACCUGAACAGCUCAGUACAGUUUGUGGUGGGGUUGGCCCUGUGUACUCUAGGAGCGAUAGCCUCUCCGGAGAUGUCCCGGGACCUGGCCUCUGAGGUGGAGAGACUGAUGAAGUCACCUAACGCUUAUGUACGGAAGAAGGCGGCGUUGUGUGCCUACCGAAUCAUCCUCAAGGUGCCUGAGCUUAUGGAGAUUUUCCUACCGGCUACGAGAUCGCUGUUGUCAGAGAAGAACCAUGGUGUGCUGAUCACUGGUGUUACACUGAUAACAGAAAUGUGCGAGAACAGCGUUGACACUCUGCAGCACUUCAAAAAGAUUGUUCCUAAUCUUGUCAGAAUUCUCAAGAACUUAAUCAUGGCAGGCUACUCACCAGAACAUGAUGUUUCAGGAGUCAGCGAUCCUUUCCUACAGGUGAAAAUACUUCGGUUACUGAGGAUCCUGGGUAGGAAUGAUGUAGAAGCAUCAGAGGCCAUGAACGACAUCCUGGCGCAAGUGGCAACCAACACAGAGACUAGCAAGAACGUAGGAAACACAAUACUGUAUGAAACUGUGCUCUCCAUCAUGGAUAUCAAAUCAGAAAGUGGACUCAGGGUUCUAGCAGUGAACAUUCUGGGCAGGUUCCUGCUGAAUAACGACAAGAAUAUCCGCUACGUGGCCCUCAACACCCUCCUCAAGACAGUGUACGUGGACACGAGUGCAGUGCAGAGACACCGCACCACCAUCCUGGAGUGCCUCAAGGACCCUGACGUGUCCAUACGGCGGCGAGCGUUGGAGCUGAGCUUCGCGCUGGUCAACACCAACAAUGUGCGCACCAUGAUGAAGGAGUUGCUAUUGUUCCUGGAGAGAGCGGACCCAGAGUUUAAGGCCCAAUGUUCCUCCAACAUCGUGCACGCAGCCGAGAGGUUCGCUCCCAACAAGCGGUGGCACCUUGACACUCUGUUGCGUGUGCUGGUUGCGGCCGGCAACUACGUGAGAGACGACGUCGUGUCCAGCACUAUACAGUUGAUCUCGGAGACUCAGAGUCAGCAGACUUACAUGGUGCAGCAGCUGUGGCAGGCGCUGGAGCAGGACACGGCCGACAGGCAGCCUCUCACACAGGUGGCCACCUGGUGUAUAGGGGAGUACGGGGACAGUCUGCUCUACACGCCGGACUCUGCAGUCAAGGUUACAGAGGCAGAAGUUAUCAAAGUGUACCAGAGACUGCUGUGGUCACCCCAGAACUCUGUUAUAACAAAGCAGUAUGCCUUGCUCUCACUGACCAAGCUCAGUACUCGUUUCAACUGUCAGACUGAUAAAAUUCAAGAGGUGGUAGAAGCUUUUGGAAGCCAUGUCCACAUGGAACUACAACAGAGAGGGGUUGAGUUCACCCAACUGUUUGGCAAAUACAAUCACCUGCGUCGGCCACUGCUGGAGCGGAUGCCUGCCAUGGAGGUGUCCCGGACUCACACCUCCGAGACCAACGGGGAGAUGGAGGGGGAGGUGCUGCCGGACACCACUCAGCCUCCUGACACGCAGGCGCAGGACUCGAACGCUCUGUUGGUGUUGCUCGGUGGAGACACCGGUGAGGGUGACAUCGUGAGACCUGUGGAGACCAGCAAGUCUACAGACAACCAGGACCUCUUGGAUCUACUGGGAGGUCUGGACAUCGUGUCUGAGCUGGUAGCUUAUGAGAAGAACGGUCUGCGGUUACUGUUUACUCUGGAGAGGCUAGGGGAGACCCCCUCCACGACUGUGAUCCAUUGUACUCUAUUUCAUCCUGUUGUUGCAGUGUCUGAGCUGGUAGCUUAUGAGAAGAACGGCCUGCGGUUACUGUUUACUCUGGAGAGGCUAGGGGAGACCCCCACCACGACUGUGAUCCAUUUGUCUGAGCUGGUAGCUUAUGAGAAGAACGGCCUGCGGUUACUGUUUACUCUGGAGAGGCUAGGGGAGACCCCCACCACGACUGUGAUCCAUUGUACUCUAUUUCAUCCUGUUGUUGCAGUGUCUGAGCUGGUAGCUUAUGAGAAGAACGGCCUGCGGUUACUGUUUACUCUGGAGAGGCUAGGGGAGACCCCCUCCACGACUGUGAUCCAUUGUACUCUAUUUCAUCCUGUUGUUGCAGUGUCUGAGCUGGUAGCUUAUGAGAAGAACGGCCUGCGGUUACUGUUUACUCUGGAGAGGCUAGGAGAGACCCCCACCACGACUGUGAUCCAUUGUACUCUAUUUCAUCCUGUUGUUGCAGUGUCUGAGCUGGUAGCUUAUGAGAAGAACGGCCUGCGGUUACUGUUUACUCUGGAGAGGCUAGGGGAGACCCCCUCCACGACUGUGAUCCAUUGUACUCUAUUUCAUCCUGUUGUUGCAGUGUCUGAGCUGGUAGCUUAUGAGAAGAACGGCCUGCGGUUACUGUUUAAUCUGGAGAGGCUAGGGGAGACCCCCACCACGACUGUGAUCCAUUGUACUCUAUUUCAUCCUGUUGUUGCAGUGUCUGAGCUGGUAGCUUAUGAGAAGAACGGCCUGCGGUUACUGUUUACUCUGGAGAGGCUAGGGGAGACCCCCUCCACGACUGUGAUCCAUUGUACUCUAUUUCAUCCUGUUGUUGCAGUGUCUGAGCUGGUAGCUUAUGAGAAGAACGGCCUGCGGUUACUGUUUACUCUGGAGAGGCUAGGGGAGACCCCCUCCACGACUGUGAUCCAUUUGUCUGAGCUGGUAGCUUAUGAGAAGAACGGCCUGCGGUUACUGUUUACUCUGGAGAGGCUAGGGGAGACCCCCACCACGACUGUGAUCCAUUGUACUCUAUUUCAUCCUGUUGUUGCAGUGUCUGAGCUGGUAGCUUAUGAGAAGAACGGCCUGCGGUUACUGUUUACUCUGGAGAGGCUAGGGGAGACCCCCUCCACGACUGUGAUCCAUUGUACUCUAUUUCAUCCUGUUGUUGCAGUGUCUGAGCUGGUAGCUUAUGAGAAGAACGGCCUGCGGUUACUGUUUACUCUGGAGAGGCUAGGAGAGACCCCCACCACGACUGUGAUCCAUUGUACUCUAUUUCAUCCUGUUGUUGCAGUGUCUGAGCUGGUAGCUUAUGAGAAGAACGGCCUGCGGUUACUGUUUACUCUGGAGAGGCUAGGGGAGACCCCCUCCACGACUGUGAUCCAUUUGUCUGAGCUGGUAGCUUAUGAGAAGAACGGCCUGCGGUUACUGUUUACUCUGGAGAGGCUAGGGGAGACCCCCUCCACGACUGUGAUCCAUUGUACUCUAUUUCAUCCUGUUGUUGCAGUGUCUGAGCUGGUACCUUAUGAGAAGAACGUGUCUGAGCUGGUAGCUUAUGAGAAGAACGGCCUGCGGUUACUGUUUACUCUGGAGAGGCUAGGGGAGACCCCCUCCACGACUGUGAUCCAUUGUACUCUAUUUCAUCCUGUUGUUGCAGUGUCUGAGCUGGUAGCUUAUGAGAAGAACGGCCUGCGGUUACUGUUUACUCUGGAGAGGCUAGGGGAGACCCCCACCACGACUGUGAUCCAUUGUACUCUAUUUCAUCCUGUUGUUGCAGUGUCUGAGCUGGUAGCUUAUGAGAAGAACGGCCUGCGGUUACUGUUUACUCUGGAGAGGCUAGGGGAGACCCCCACCACGACUGUGAUCCAUUGUACUCUAUUUCAUCCUGUUGUUGCAGUGUCUGAGCUGGUAGCUUAUGAGAAGAACGGCCUGCGGUUUACUGUUUACUCUGGAGAGGCUAGGGGAGACCCCCACCACGACUGUGAUCCAUUAACGGUCUGCGGUUACUGUUUUACUCUGGAGAGGCUAGGGGAGACCCCCACCACGACUGUGAUCCAUUGUACUCUAUUUCAUCCUGUUGUUGCAGUGUCUGAGCUGGUAGCUUAUGAGAAGAACGGUCUGCGGUUACUGUUUACUCUGGAGAGGCUAGGGGAGACCCCCACCACGACUGUGAUCCAUUGUACUCUAUUUCAUCCUGUUGUUGCAGUGUCUGAGCUGGUAGCUUAUGAGAAGAACGGUCUGCGGUUACUGUUUACUCUGGAGAGGCUAGGGGAGACCCCCUCCACGACUGUGAUCCAGGUCGCAGCCAACAACUACGCUCAGUCUCCGUUCACUGAGUUUCUCUUCCAGGCAGCUGUACCCAAGACAUUCCAGUUACAAAUGCAACCACCAUCUGGCACUGUGAUCAGUCCUGGCGGCCAGAUAACACAGACUAUCAAGGUCAUCAACCCCAACAGGACGAUGUUGAAGAUGCGUAUCCGGAUCAGCUACACUUGUGACGGGACUCCUGUACAAGACCAAGCCGACGUUAACAACUUCCCCCCCGAGAGCUGGCAAUGACAACUGACACCUUCCGCCUAACUCUCCCCUUACUUGUCAAUUACUUGAGGAGAAAUACAGGAUCAUCCGUUUAAUUGGUACAUAACAGUUAUUAAAGUAAUACCGACAUAAUAUUCACUCGGAUAAACUGUGGUGGCCACUUCUUCAACAGUGGCUUCAAUAAAACACAACUGACUCAUCAUUGUCAUAUAUAAUUUAUUUAUAUUAAUGAUUUGAAUCAAGAGAUAUCGUAGUAAUUUUAUACUUGUAAUAAGUAUCUUGUAUCUAAUGAAAUUGAAAGCCUGAAGUAGGAGUAUUUAUUUUAAGGUUUGUAAAUAUUAUAAACAUUUUAUAUUAUUUAUAAGUGUGUCACGAUUGUAUAGUAUGAAAUAUAAAUGUUUUCCAUGUG
Homalodisca vitripennis (glassy-winged sharpshooter) is the source of this 5244-nucleotide messenger RNA. RefSeq names its product AP-1 complex subunit gamma-1-like. NCBI's taxonomy places the organism in Eukaryota, Metazoa, Arthropoda, Insecta, Hemiptera, Cicadellidae. Gene Ontology annotation, biological process: intracellular protein transport; receptor-mediated endocytosis; Golgi to vacuole transport. The record is from RefSeq and is a predicted model, not a curated record. Gene Ontology annotation, molecular function: clathrin-cargo adaptor activity. Gene Ontology annotation, cellular component: AP-1 adaptor complex; membrane coat.